CCCGUGUAACUUAACAGUUUAAUGUGCGAAAAUAAAUAUAAUGUAUGUUAUUUGUUUCAACACAAUUACUUUGUACGCCAUUCAUCCAUUGAUCAUGGAUGUUAGAAAAUGAACCUAAAUGACGAUGGUCUGUGUGAAAAUCACGUUUUGACGGUCAAAGAAGGCUGUUGUCAUGGUAACAUGUCAAACGAGUUAGGCAAUGGCGAGCUUGCUUGGGGAAACUCUGUUUGAGAUCGGAGGACAAGGUCGUGCACCUAUAAAGGACUAUUUUUACUUUGAAAUAACACGGUCUGAGGUCAUUUGGAGAUGGUGGAAGAUUUCUCUGAGAUCAGAUAGCAGGAACACUAAACCAGGAGAACUGAGAGAAUCACACGAAGACUACGUAGAAGACAGACAUCUGCAAAGUCAAGUGGCCAUGGUAUUCGGUCCCCACAUCUUGCAGUACUCCAUAAAUUUAUGCCAGGGCCAAUAUGACUACCUUGUACGACUCCCAAACUCUAUACUCUUCAACAUCAUGGCAUAUUUUAACCUUGAAGACAUUUCAGGCCUUUCACACACCUGCCGUAGGUUUAGAGAGCUUUGUGACUCAGAGGAGUUCUGGGAGCAGACGGUGAGAAAUCAUUGGGGUGCUCUCACUCCUUCCGUCGAAACGUUGGCUAAGGAUGUUGGCUGGAGGACAGUUUUCUUUACCAACAAGCUGCAGCUGCAGAUGCAGAUUAGCCGACGGAAGCAGAAGGAGAAUCAGCCCUGUGAGGAUACAGAAUAACAGAGAUGCCUUUCAUUAUCUUUCUAGGAAGGUUUGAGUUGAAGACCUUGUUUUAAAUAUUUACAGUAAACCUACUUGGUCAGAGCCUUUUUUUUACUUGAUUCUGUCUUUUUAAUACUGCUUAUGUACUGUUUAGAGGUCUUUAUUUUACUUCAUUUAACAUCUGGCCAGUCACCCUGUUUUAUUUGCUUAUAUCUAGAAAGAUUUUAAACCAACAUUGUUCAUUUUGAGGAAAUAGUUUGUGGCUACUUUCUUCUACAUUUUAAUCUGGCAUUUUCUUGCACUCUGAGGGGUUGAAUUCAAUACAUAUAAAGGUGAUAUUACGCCAAAAAUAAUAUUUCCUGGAUUUAAAUAAACUCAAAUCUUCAGUAAUAUC
Molecule: messenger RNA, 1142 nt
Organism: Triplophysa dalaica
Lineage: Eukaryota; Metazoa; Chordata; Actinopteri; Cypriniformes; Nemacheilidae
Gene: fbxo36b
Product: F-box protein 36b
Exons: 4
Coding region: 200-766 (188 amino acids)
Molecular function (GO): protein binding
Source: RefSeq, a predicted model, not a curated record